AUGGCCGCUGCCAUCACCAGCUGGGUGCUCAACCCAAUCCAAUCUUUCACAAUGUCUCGACCACGUACUCGCAAAUUAUGGUGCGCUGUCCCUGGCAAUCUUAGGCGGCCAUUCUCUAUAGAGUGUGUUGCAGACCAAGACGAUAUUGAGACACUCAUGAAGAAGAUUUGGGACCAUGCACCAGCACGCGCCAAGAAAGAUGCAUCUGACUAUGGCGAUCUCAUCCUCUACAGCCCUGUGGUGCAACUCAAUCAUGAAGAGGAGUUCAGGAUUGAUGAUGGUGAAUUCCUACAUCCACGCCGAAUGAUCACGUCCAACCCACUCUUCCCCGAAAGCAAGGAUUCAGAUGUGGAUAUUGUUGUUGUUGUUGUUGUGAUGAGUGGAGGUGCCACUCCACAGAAGUGCUCGGAAUCACAAAAUGUGAAUCUAUCUCCGGGACGGCCCAUCACAGAGGAUCCUCAUGUAUGUCCUCGAGAGCAUACAGUGUCAGAACUUGCAGCCAUUUUGGAUGAAGUGAACAUAGUCCAUGUGCGUGGAACUCCAGCCAGCGGGAAAACAUAUCUCUCUGAACUUCUGAGGCACCACUAUCGCAAAGAGGGAAGAAGGGUUUCCUUGAUCAAAAAAUGGGAAGGUCUCAAUUUUAAGAAUCCUUGGGGCAGUCUUGUCAAGCUUGUUGAGAAAUGGAAUGAAGAACUAGAUGGUGCCCCCACCACUAGUUUCACCACAACUUCAUCAAAAUCCAAACAUGACCCCUCUUGGGUCUUGAUGUCGAACACUGUUAUUCUCGUGGAUGAGGCACAGGUGACCUACAGUGAUGAUGUGCUCUGGAACACAAUCCUCAAACAGAGACAGUCAUCUCUUUUUGGUUAUAAUUUUCGACUAUGUCUUUUCUGCUCUUACGGCAGUCCAGAAGCAGGCCCAGAUCAAACAUUCUUCACUCCAGUCAGGCUUUCUAACCAACAAUGCAUCUCAUUGACACCACAAAGCCGGCAAGGCUCACCAACUAUUGGUUUAUUUUAUGACAAAGAAGAGUUCAAGGAUGUUGUUUCACGGUCAAUUCCACAUGAAUAUCGAAAAAAUUCCACUUCUGAUGAAGUCGCCCCAAAAAAGUUCACUUUUGAUGAAGUCGCCCAGGACUACAUAUUUGCAUUAUCAAAUGGCCAUCCCGGAGCAGUUGAAUCCAUACUCAACGCACUUUUCCUAACCUAUCACCAUGACAUCAAGCAUGGACAUAUUAGGACCUUGACAGAAGAUCAUGUCAUCUGGUUCCUGGAGGACACUGCCACAGUCUUUUCAAAACUAAGCACGCAGCCAGUUAAUCGCUCUUUCCCUCGUAUGGAGAGAUUUACAGGCGGAAUUUCGAACAUAUUGAACACGAUUACGGAGAAAGGAAGUGUUCCAUUUGAUUUCAAUGAUGCAGAUAUCAGGUCCUGUUAUCAGAAUGGUUGGAUUCACCGGGUAGCUCUAGAUGGUGAUGAUGUUGCAGUUCUCCCAUCGCGCUUACAUGAAAAAUACAUCGAAUAUUGGAUUGGCAAAAAGUCAAUACCCCUGCCUGCCAGAUUUGACUCACUACCAAAAUUAUGCAAAGAGAUUCUCCGCGAAUUCUCCAUCACAAAUUUAAGGCAUUCAGCUGAGGGCAAAAAAAUGUCAAGUGCGUCACAACCCAGACCUAUGGAAGCCCAAUACCAGGAUGAAUUCUACAGUGGAUUUGUCCAUACAGCAGGACGAGGUGUACCGAUAUCCAGUGAAUGGUCAAGGACCAAGGAUGGUCGAGUGGAUUUCUAUAUCCCUGAAAAGAAAUGGGCGAUUGAAUUGUUGAGAGAUCAUGGAGAAGUUGAUGAACAUAUCUCUCGAUUCAAGGCAGGCGGAAAGUAUCAUCCCUGGCUGGAGGAGAAGAUGAUCAAAGAUUGGAUCAUAAUCAACUGUGCGACUUCUUUACCAACCAAAGAGUUCUCUGAGCCUAAGCUGUGGCACGCUGUGUUCAUCAAUGAUUAUUCUGAAUUACAGCUGUAUAACCAUCAGAAAGCUCUUAUUAUGUCUGUACAUCUACAUAAUUGA
Messenger RNA from Aspergillus chevalieri, 2058 nucleotides. RefSeq names its product crinkler effector domain-containing protein. The record is from RefSeq and is a predicted model, not a curated record. NCBI's taxonomy places the organism in Eukaryota, Fungi, Ascomycota, Eurotiomycetes, Eurotiales, Aspergillaceae. Bases 1 to 2058 code for a protein of 685 amino acids. The transcript has 5 exons.